This is a messenger RNA of Sinocyclocheilus rhinocerous, 1614 nucleotides long. Its product is annotated as WAS protein family homolog 1-like. Gene Ontology annotation, cellular component: early endosome; recycling endosome; WASH complex. The record is from RefSeq and is a predicted model, not a curated record. Gene Ontology annotation, biological process: exocytosis; Arp2/3 complex-mediated actin nucleation; retrograde transport, endosome to Golgi. Lineage: Eukaryota; Metazoa; Chordata; Actinopteri; Cypriniformes; Cyprinidae. Bases 1 to 1278 code for a protein of 425 amino acids. The transcript has 9 exons. Gene Ontology annotation, molecular function: alpha-tubulin binding; gamma-tubulin binding.
AUGUGUAGGAUGACUCAGAAACGUUACCUGGAGGGACAGGUGUACUCUGUACCGCUCAUCCAGCCGGAUCUGAGGAGAGAAGAGGCUGUGCAUCAGAUCACUGAUGCGUUACAGUACCUGGAAACGAUAUCAACAGACAUCUUCAAUAGGGUGUCUCAGAGCGUGGAGAAGAACCGUGCACACCUUCAGUCUGUCACAGACCGGAUCAAACUGGCUCAGGCCAGAGUCCAGAAGAUCAAAGGAAGCAAGAAAGCCACAAAGGUGUUCUCCAGUGCCAAAUACCCUGCUCCAGAAAAACUGCAGGAAUAUUCGUCCAUCUUUACAGGUGCAGUAGAUCCCGCCUCCCAAAAGCGGCCUCGCUUUAAAGUUCAGAGCAAACUCCGCCCACUGGAUGACAAGGCCCUCCAGGAGAAGUUGAUGUAUUUGCCAGUAUGUGUAAACACUAAGAAGCGCUCUGAGCAUGAGACAGAGGAGGGUUUGGGAAGUCUGCCGAGAAAUGUCAACUCAGUCAGCUCCUUAUUGCUGUUCAACACUACAGAGAACCUCUAUAAGAAAUAUGUGUUUCUUGACCCUCUGGCGGGCGCCGUGACUAAAACACACACCACGUUAGAGACCGAAAAGGAAGAUAAACCGUUUGAUGCACCGCUGUCGAUCACCAAGAGAGAGCAGCUAGAGAGACAGACUGCAGAGAAUUAUUUCUAUGUGCCAGACCUGGGGCAAGUGCCUGAGAUCGAUGUGCCGUCUUACCUGCCUGACUUACCUGGCAUCGCUGAUGACCUCAUGUACAGCGCUGACCUUCAAGUCAAGCCCCUCCCACAGGUAAAAGAUUCAUUUUUCAGAUUUAUUGACUUGGUGAGUCUUUUUAGCGCAGUAUGUCAUUGCAGAGUUAGCAUAGGGAACUGUAUAGUGAAAAGAGCCCCUACUGAGGUGUUACAGCCGUCGGACGGCCGAGCCAGUCUGCUGGAGUCAAUCCGAAAUGCCGGCGGUAUCGGCAAAGCAAACCUCCGCAAUGUAAAAGGGCGCAAGAUGGAGAAGAAAAAACAGAAGGAGCAAGAGCAAGUUGGGGCAGCGGUGAGCGGUGGAGACCUGAUGUCUGACCUCUUCAAUAAAUUGGCCAUGCGCAGGAAAGGUAUCUCUGGUAAGGGCCCGGCGGCUGGAGACUCAUCCGAAGCACCUGCCAGCUCCGGCGGCGCGUUCGCCAGGAUGUCAGAUGUGAUCCCGCCCCUUCCAGCGCCACAGCAACCCACCGCAGACGAUGAAGAUGACUGGGAGGCGUAACCAUGGCAACCCAGAUUUGAGUGCGAAACUCAAAAGAUUGGAGAGUUGAAAUCCUCAUAGACAGGGUCUGGAGAUAUUGUCUCUCCAAGGAGAGCUGUGGAGUGAGUGUCGAGUGAGACGUUUGGUCUCUUGUUUUGUAACCUGAAGGUCAGUGAAUUAACACAAGUGUAAGACGAUGUGUUCUGUAUGUCAUGAAAACCCUUAUAGUCUGAAAGAUUAUAUUAUUAAAGUCAACAUGAUCCCAAAUUCACUAUUUGCAUUCUUCAUGCACAUUUUUGGUCAUCUGUGCUUGAUUCAUCAGUGCAAAUUAUUUCAAAAUUUUGAAAAUGUAAACUU